GGGGACAGAUGACAACAUAUGAAAUGUCACUACAGUCAAAACACUGCAUUGCAAACUACCAUACCAUGUUCUCAUGUUUCUUGAAAAUGCGAAUACAGGUGUUUAAAGUAUGACUCAUCUUUUGGGCCGCCAGGACUGUGUUGACAGUCUUCGUAGAGAUUUAAUUGAUCUUCAGGGUGCCGUUCUAGACGUUUUCUCUCGAACAGGACCUGUCAGAUGUCCAUCCUGGAAAUUCCCAGAUAAACAGUCUUGUAAUCUGGACCUUGUUUUGCUGUUGGAAAAAUAUGACUUCGUUGAGGGAGAAGAAGAAUUCAACCAGCACACUCACAUAGUUUUGCUGGAGCUGGUGAUUGACAGACUGAUGCUUCUGCUGCAAAGCUUCAGCGCACACAUAGACCUCAUUUUGGGGGGUCAAAGGAAAAACCCAGGCCCCAAUCAGACCGCUCCCUCAGUGUCCAUUGGUCCAGUGGUAAAACACUUCUGGAGUAAUCUAGUGCAACUGGGAAAACAGUAUCCACGGCAGAAUGUGUUCAAACCCAGUCCAGCAGACAGAGGCGCUCAGAGCCAGCUGCACAGCACCUCCUCCCUUCAGAGCAGCGGGAGUAUAGCCACCCAGCCCUCCUCCUCCUCACACAGCCUCUCUAGAGCUCCCCACAGCCACCUCCGACCCAGAGCAGCACCUGGCAGCACCUCCUCCUCCUCCUCUCACCUCCGCCAGUCCCUCCCCCACCUCCUCAGCUCCUCCUCCUCCUCCACCCUCCUCAGCCAAUCAGCAUCCAGCUCUCUCUGGCCCACCACGCCCCCCAGCAUCCCGCCCAGUCCUGGCAUCUCGUCCGACUGGCACAGCGUGGGCGUCCAGACGGCCGAGUCGUCCCUGGUGCCGUGCGACGCGUGCGCCAGCGUGCAGGCCAGUCUGCGGGAGUCCGGCGCUGCGCUGGUCAGUCUGUGCGGGACGCUCGGCUUGCCCUGCUCCCUGCAGCAACUCCUGGUGGUGGCGGAGGACUCGGCGCUGGCCGGUCGGCUGUCGGCCUGUGACGUGGCCCAGUGGGCGUCCCAGCAGCGCAGGGACUUGGGGCGUCUGGCCAAUCACCAUCAGGAGUCCAGGGCAGCGAUGGACGCCCUCCGAGAGCAGGUCAGGACGGCAGAGAAGGAGAGAGGGGCGCUAAGGACACAGAUGGACAGAGAGAAGGAGGAGAAGAGGAGGAUGGAGGAGGAGAGGAAGAGGCAAGAGGAGGGGCGGGAGAGAAGGCUGAGGGAGGAGAGGAGAGAGGGAGAGGAGGAGGUGAAGAGACUACAGCAGGAGCUGGAGGAACUUAGGAAAGGUGUCGUUUCAAUGGAGUGCAAGAACAAAGAUCUGAGUUCUGAACUGAGUUUGCAGAGGGAGGCCCUACGCACCCUAGAGUAUGAGAGGGAUGCUCUACAGGAGGAAGUGAGGCGUCUGCAGACACAGGAAGUGACAUGGGCCCAGGUGGAAGAGAGGAGGCAGGACUUGGAGGCAGAGCUUAGCAACCUUCACUUGCUAUUGGACAAGGAAUGUGCCAAGUAUCAAAGUGCAACUCGUCAACAUGAGUCUCUACAGAUGAAACAAAGGGCUCUUCUGGAGCGUGUGGAUGCUCUGGUCUCAGAGUGUGAGGAGCUUCAGACUCGACUGGAGGAGAAAGAGGAACACACACACACACACACCUCUGAGGAGAGAGACACACUGCGGCAGGAACUCACAACCCAGCAGGCUGUGUGUGUGUCUCUGCAGGAGGAGCGGGGGCAUCUGGCGUGCCGCGUGUGUGUGUGUGUGUGUGUACAGGCUGUGUGUGUGUCUCUGCAGGAGGAGCGGGGGCAUCUGGCGUGCCGCGUGUGUGUGUGUGUGUGUGUACAGGCUGUGUGUGUGUCUCUGCAGGAGGAGCGGGGGCAUCUGGCGUGCUGCGUGUGUGUGUGUGUGUGUGUACAGGCUGUGUGUGUGUCUCUGCAGGAGGAGCGGGGGCAUCUGGCGUGCCGCGUGGCUGAGCUGGAGAGCAGCGUUGGGGGUCUGAGGGCCGAGCUGGACCAGGCUGCCCACAGGGAGAGGAUGCUGGUGGCCUUCCCCGAGCUCACUCCCAUCCCACAGGGGGUGCCACAGAGUACGGGCGAUGUUCUGGGGGACAUGGAGCAGCAGCUGCAGGUGAACCGUCUGCGGAUCAGCGUCCUGGAGCAGGAGAACGCCACGCUGACCAGCAGCCUGGACAAGCUGAGGGCCACGAGGAGACUCAGAGCUGCUAACCAGCCUGCAUCGUGUCCGAGUGUGUGUGACUCAUCUAAACACCUGCAGCAGGCGUAUCCAGCUAAUGCUGCCCACAGUGCACAUUACAGCCAUCAGCCAUCACACUGCAGCAUGACUGAGGGUUCACAAAGUGUUGGUAUGAAGGAAUGCAACAGUUUGCACACAGAACCCACAACAUCCCCGACACUCGUGGCGUGGCAGACCCAGGCGGGUGCAUCAGAGGAGGCGCGACGGCGGGCGGUGGAGGACAUGGGCCCAUGGGAGCAGCCCCCGCCCCUCUCCCUGCACCUCCUCUCUCCCUCCUCCCUCUCCUCCUCCUCCUCUCCUCCCUCCAUCCUCCAUCAGCACACCCUCCAUCUGUCCCUCCCUCCGGAGCCCGUCGACGCCGAACUGACCGCCGAACUGACCGCUGAACUGACCUACGCCAAGACCCGCCAGGCCCCCCGCGCUCGCUCUGCAGGAAGCCGACACAGGAGGAAGUGAUGUCACGGCUGUGCAACUACUCCCAACGAGUCACGUUCUCUACAAACAGAUCAAAACAUUGGGGAUGUGGCUUGAAAUUGGAGCAAUUAGAUUUUUUUGUUGCUCUCUCCCUCUCUCUCUUUUUCUCUCUCUCUCUCUGUUUCUCUCUGUUUCUCUCUCCCUCUCUCUCUCUUAUCCUCUCUAUCUCUCUCUGUUUCUCUCUCUCUCUGUCUCUCUCUCUCUAUAUAUAUAUAUUGUGUAUGUGUUUUGUUUUCACAGCAGACUGUAUAUCCAGUGGGUGCCUUCUGUUUGUUUUGCAAUCUUGUUUUGGCGGAAUUGGACCACAAUUCACAGGUUGUGAUACCAUGACACAAACAACAACUGUUUGGAAGGCUACUGUACUGUCAAUUGAUUAUCUUUCUGUACGUUAUGAGUGCUGAAAUUGUGUUUGUCUAAGAUGCCCAUCAUGAUAAUGGAAGUUGUCAUUGAAAACAUGUUUCCAAGUGUUAAUAAUAAAAUAGCCCUGAUUGUA
This is a messenger RNA of Alosa sapidissima (American shad), 3248 nucleotides long. It is a transcript of the gene ccdc157, whose product is annotated as coiled-coil domain containing 157. NCBI's taxonomy places the organism in Eukaryota, Metazoa, Chordata, Actinopteri, Clupeiformes, Clupeidae. The transcript has 10 exons. Bases 110 to 2737 code for a protein of 875 amino acids. The record is from RefSeq and is a predicted model, not a curated record.